AUGAAUAACGGUUACCAUAUUACCAAUAAUUAUAAUAGCGAAAAUAGUAAUGUAGCAACAGCAACCGAUAAUACACUCAAAGAUAAUAAUUAUGAAAACAACAAUAUCAGUACCAAUAAUAACUAUAAUAACAAUAGUAACAACAACAACAAUAGUGGCAAUAUAAAUAAUAUAAAUCAUGAUGAAUUCGAGUUAGAGGGUAUUAAAACAGUAAAUAACUAUGAUGUAUUUUCAUCAGAGGAUGAAAGUUUCCGCCAUAGUGGGCCAGCGUUAGGAAAGAAAAGAAAAUUCACGGACCCUGACGAACUAGACUCUGUAAAUAAAAAUCCAAAUUCAACAUUAAAUGGUCACAGUGAAGAUUUAAGCAAAUCAAAAUAUUUACAAACAAUAAGAGAAUCAUUAGUCAAACCAAAAUUUACAAAUCCCGAGAUAGAUAAGAGUUUAAUCCGGUAUCCUAUAAAGUCCCGUGGUGGUAAUUGGAAGAACAUCGAAGAGGAUAAUAGAAAUAAAUCAGAUCCACAAAAAGUUAUAAAUAGAUUACGGGUCAAUGGUUUUUUAUAUGAUCACGAUACAAAUGAUUCAAUUUCAUUACAACUAAGUGAUCCAAGAGAUAAAUACGAAAUUGAUAGAAUGAAUCAAUUAAAACAAUCUUCACAAGUCGAAUUAAUAAUUCCUUCAUUUUUUAAAACAGCUCAUAUUAUAAAUACUAAAAAAGGAACUGAAAGAUUAAUUAAAGAUAUGGGUAUCUCAGAAUAUGGAGGAUAUAACAUAGAGGGUGAAACAGGUGAUUGGAUGAAUCAUCUAAAACAACAAAUACAUCAAAUAGAACAACCUCCGCCACCACCACCACCACCAUCUCCUCCUCCACCAACCCAAUUUAAUUAUAUUCCACAUUCACCAACUACUCAUUUACAACAACCUUACUAUGGAUAUCCACCACAACAACCACCACAAUCACAACAACCUGUUUAUUCACAUCACUUAUAUUAUCAACAACAACAAUUACAACAACUACAACAACAACAUCAACAACAACAUCAACAACAACAGCAACAACAUCAGCAACAACAUCAACUACAACAACCACCACCACCACCAAUACCACAGCAACAACACUACCAACCACAUAACGAAUAUUAUAACCCAAGACACCCAACUGAACCAUUAACGCCAAAACAAGAUUCAUAUCCACAUUUUUCAUUUUCCAAAAUUUCAAAUAAUGAAUAUGGUAAUAAUUUAACUCCAAAUAGAUCAUACAGGGAUAGAGAAUGGGAUAGAGAUAGGGAGUGGGAUAGAUCAUCAUAUGGUAGAGACCAUUUUCAUUCAUCACCACAUACUAUAGCGGCAAACUCCGUUCCACCAACACCCACAAAUAAUAGUUUACAAUCGUCCACCAACUCUAUAAUGGCAAUGGAGAUUGGAACAGCAACACCACCAAUAAAUACAUCAACACCAACAAUAGCACCAACUCUAAACCCUAGUACAACUCCAUCAUUAAUAAGACCAAGUGGAUUAUCAAGAGGUGAACCUGUAUUAAAUAGUAAUAUAAAUAAUAAUAGCAUUGUAAAUUCAAAAGAAACUGAAAAAACUCCUUCUAUACCAAAAAAGAAAAGCAAAUUCAGUACACCAAAACCGUCACCCUAUUCUAUUCAAAUACCAAUGUUACCUGAUGAAAAAUUAUUAAAGGAGGCGACAACAACAGCAACAGGUUUUAAUAGUACUAGUAUUAUAUUGGGUAAAGAGAAAAAGAAAUAUUCCGACAGGUUAAUGUCACAUUUUAAAAUCUUUGAUCCAGUUAAUGUAUAUUUAGAUGAAAGUUUUUGGUAUAUUGAUUUUAGAUCCGCUGAUUCUAGAGACAGAGCAAUUAGUGUAUUAAAUGGGACUUAUAUAAAUGAUUGGAAAUUAAAUGUAGAUAUAAAGAAAACGAAAGCAAUCAACAUAGAACUAUUAAAAGAACAACAAAAAGAAGAGGAAGAUCUCGAAAAAGGAAUUAAACCAAAAAUAAAAACAUUCAAUAUCCAAGAGAAUGAACAUAUCUUAAAAGAAAUUUGUAAAAUUUUAGUCAGCACAGAACUAUUAACAACCUCAUCCAAAGAUAUUGCAAAAACUUUUGUAGAGUCUGAAAUUUUUAAACAAAUUAAAGAAAUUGAUUCUCAAAGACCAGAACCAACUCCAACAAUUCCUUCAGCUAAAGAAAAGAAAUCAUCCUCAUCAAAUAGAGAAAAGAAACCACCACCAUCUUCAACAAUUACAACCUCUACAGCAGGCUCUAAACUUGAUAUUGCCAAUAUACCAUCAUUUAGAAAACCAGAAAAGAAAACAAAGAACCAUUUCUAUAGUGACGAAAGUGAAUCAAGUGAUGAGGAAUCUAAAUAUAGCUUAUCAUCUGCAUCGCCAUCCCCAAGAUCACCAGUCAAAGAAAAGAAACUUACCUCGCAUCAAACAACAGCCAGAAAAGCUUUAUUAUACUCUGAUGAUGAGGAAGAUGAACUUCAUCAAGAAGACCAAGAAUUAGAAAAUAUUGAUGUUGAAAAUGUUACAGCGGGUCAAAGAAACAACAAAUAUUUAUCAGAUUCUGAAGAUCAAUUUUCAUCACACAGCGAGGAUAACAUUAAUGGAACUACUAUAAACAACUAUGAAUCUAUGAGUUUAUCAGAGGAUGAUUAUAGCUCAGACGAUGAACCUGUAAAUAAAAAAAGAGGAGGCAAAAAAGAUUCAAAAUCAAAAUCGAAAUCAAGUAAAAAAUCAAAAUCAAAAUCUAGAGAUUCUUCUUCUAAAGGAACUAAAAAGAAAUCGAUAUCUACAACAACGACAACAACAAUCACAAAAUUAGCCAAAACAACCAUUACUAAAAAGAAAACCAAUAGUAAUAAGCUUAUUCCAACAGACAUUAUAAACUCAAAUUUAACACCAAGAGACGAAGAGGAUGCAUUUUAUUUAAAACAAGUAAUGAAUGACGCCUCAACCAUCCAACAACUUUUAUCUACAAAAUCUGAGGAAGACUUUGAAGAUAAUGAAAGUAUUGGUACAAUGAAUAGUAGUUUAUCACCUCGUCCAGCCACACCAUCAUCACAACCACCAUCCACUACAAUUAAUAAAACAUCAAAUAAAUCAAAAGUUUUAAAGAGUUUAGAAGAUAGCUCUGAAGAAGAAAAUUUAAUGAAUGAUAAUCAAUUAGUAAGUGUAUUUAAAAAACAACCAGAACAAGAAGAGGAAGAGGAAGAAGAAGAGGAACAAGAAGAACCUAUCAAUAGAGAAACUGAUGAAAGUAUUAUAAAUAAAAGUUUUGAUAAUAUUGAUAUAUCAAAUACUCAUGUUAGCCAAACCGGUUGUGCUCGUACCGAAGGGUAUACCAGAGAUGAUAUUCAAAAAUAUUUUAAAAAGAAAGUUAUUGCACCAGUGGGUAAAAGAGGGGCUGCAUUAUCAUCAGCAUCCGACUCUGUACCAUUAACAUCACUUUCAUCACCAGCAAACAAUGGUAACAAUAGUAAUGCAGCCGCAGAUUUCGAUGUGGCAUCAAGAUCAGCAAGAUCAUCAAGAUUUGAUAGUAGAUUUCAAGGCUCAGACUCUGUUACAUUAGCAUCACUAAAGUCAAGAAGAAAAAAAAUCAAAUUCCAGCGUUCUGAUAUUCAUGAUUGGGGUCUUUUCGCCAUGGAAACUAUUAAUGCAAAGGAUAUGGUCAUCGAAUAUAUUGGCGAAGUUAUUCGUCAGAAAGUAGCAGAUGAAAGAGAAAAGCGUUAUAUAAAGAAAGGUAUUGGUAGUAGCUAUCUCUUUAGAGUGGAUGAUGACACUAUUAUCGAUGCAACUCUCAAGGGUAAUCUUGCUAGAUUCAUUAAUCAUUGCUGUGACCCAAAUUGUAUAGCUAAAGUUUUAACAAUCAACAACCAAAAGAAAAUUAUUAUCUACGCAAAAAGAGAUAUUAAUAUUGGUGAAGAAAUUACUUAUGACUACAAAUUCCCAAUCGAAGACGAAAAAAUACCUUGUUUAUGUAAAUCUCCAAAAUGUAGAGGUACUCUUAAUUAA
Molecule: messenger RNA, 4023 nt
Organism: Dictyostelium purpureum
Lineage: Eukaryota; Evosea; Eumycetozoa; Dictyosteliales; Dictyosteliaceae
Exons: 3
Coding region: 1-4023 (1340 amino acids)
Cellular component (GO): Set1C/COMPASS complex
Molecular function (GO): histone H3K4 methyltransferase activity; protein binding; nucleic acid binding
Source: RefSeq, a predicted model, not a curated record